AUGGCUUCUCACCACACUCGUUCCUUGAGUUUCCUGGCUAAGGUUCACCCAAUCGUCGAACAAUUUGAUUCUCAAUUAUCCAGAUUGAGGUCUUCCCAAGCCACCUCUACAUCAUCUUUAUUGAAGCAAACACUAACAAGCCUUAAAGAUUUGUACACCAGUGUCGAUGCAGUGCUUCAACUGCCAAAGAAUCAACAAGCCAUAGCUCAAGAUGUGCACUCAAAGUGGACCGAGGAGGUCUUGGAUCGAUCUCUAAAACUCCUCGACAUUUGUAGCACAUCAAGAGAUGUCCUGGUACAGUCAAAGGAAAGCCUCCAUGACAUACAAUCAGUACUAAGAAGGUCGUGUAGCGGUGAGCUUAACAUUACUAGUGAAGUCGCUCAAUACUUGAACACACGUAAGAGUGCCAAGAAGUUGAUCAAGAAGUCAUUGAAAAACGUCAAGGAUAUUGAACAAACUAACAAAAACAAUGCCAUUGAGAGCAUGUUGAAAGAUGUCAACACGAUAACACUUGAUAUCCUUAAGUCAGUGUUAUCCUACCUCGGUGGUUCAAAGUUGGAAUCGCAAAAAAGUAAAUGGUCUCUAGUCAGCAAAUUAAUGCAGAAGAGCGAUAACAAAGAAGAAUCAACAACAAGCAACAAUUUUGAUGAUGUUGAUGCUACACUUGAGUCAACUAUCCGCCAAAAGAACAAAAAUGGUGUUGAGAACAUGAGGAGCCAGAUGACAAAACUCGAGUCUGAAAUUCAAUCUCUUGAUGAAGCAUUAGACUCUUUUUGUUAG
Messenger RNA from Chenopodium quinoa (quinoa), 780 nucleotides. RefSeq lists its product as uncharacterized. Bases 1 to 780 code for a protein of 259 amino acids. Lineage: Eukaryota; Viridiplantae; Streptophyta; Magnoliopsida; Caryophyllales; Amaranthaceae. Gene Ontology annotation, biological process: shoot system development; root development. The record is from RefSeq and is a predicted model, not a curated record. The transcript has a single exon.